Cynara cardunculus var. scolymus (artichoke) is the source of this 761-nucleotide messenger RNA. RefSeq names its product latex serine proteinase inhibitor-like. The transcript has a single exon. The record is from RefSeq and is a predicted model, not a curated record. Lineage: Eukaryota; Viridiplantae; Streptophyta; Magnoliopsida; Asterales; Asteraceae. Bases 4 to 639 code for a protein of 211 amino acids. Gene Ontology annotation, molecular function: endopeptidase inhibitor activity.
GACAUGAUUAUGAAGCCAUCGGCCAUCUUUUAUGCUUCCUUCAUUCUCUUCAUCAUCACCACCGGCACUGCAUCCGCCACCCAAGUUGUAGUAAAAGAUGCUACUGGGAAAAAGGUCUUGAACAAUGUUCCCUACCACAUUGGUCCAGUCACCGCCGCCAACGGUGGCGGAUUCAAGUUAGCCAAAACCAUGAACAAUAAGAGCAUUUGCCCUUUCAACGUGGUGCAGGAUCCAUCUGCGGCUAACCUAGGUGACACGUUCACGUUCACUCUCAAUUACAAGCGGCCGAAAUAUCUCCACACAGAUGGUGUUGUUGGUAUCGAUUCGGGGUAUCCGAAGACAGGUCCAUGUCAGAAGUCGACGUUUUGGACGAUCCCUGACGCUGAGGCAAAGGCACCAGAUAACUUGGUAACAACUGGUGGCGGAUUCGAAGAGGAUAUUACAUGUUUUCAGCUUGUGGAGCAUCCUAAGCCAACGAACCCGAAAGUGCACAGCUACAUGAUUCAACAUUGUCCCUCGUUUUGUGGUUCAGGUCCUCAAACUUGCUUUAACGUAAGCAUUUACGUAGAUAAGGGGGUCAGACGUUUGGCUUCAAGGGGUACUCCUUUUGAGUUUGUGUUCUAUAAGGUGCCCAAGUAACUCAUGUUAUUUCCAUAAUAUAUUAAUCUGGAGCUCAAAAUAAGGAAUAUGCAUUAGUCCUUGUGGAUUUCAUUCCAGGGAGACUCAUUUCCAAUAAAACAAGCUAUGUUUGUACCCUUGUA